GAACCUCAGUUCCAGUAUGGGGACCCCAGUCCCAGUAUCAGACCCCAGUUCCAGUAUGGGGACCCCAGUUCCAGUAUGUGGACCCCAGUUCCAGCAUCGGGACCCCAGUCCCAGUAUGGGGACCCCAGCCCCAGUAUGGGGCAUCAGAUCCCAGCCCCAGUAUGGGAACCCCAGUUCCAGUAUCAGACCCCAGCCCCAGUAUGGGGACCCCAGCCCCAGUAUCAGCCCCCAUUAUCAGCCCCCAGUCCCUGUACAGGGACCAACUUCCCCGCCCCCGUCGGUAACUGGUCCCCAGUAACCGGAGCUGCUGCAGCCGCGGUGCCACCAUCAAUAAUUGAGCGGCAGCGCCGGGGCUGCCGGCCCAGCGGCCUCUGCCUGACGCUGGGUCUGGGUCCUGAGUCCUGGGUCCUCAGUCCUGCUCCCUGGAUCCUGCCUGCUCCUGCCUGAGUCCUGAGUCCUGGAUCUUGAGUCCUGAUCCUGCCUGAGUCCUGAUCCCAUGUACUGGGUGCUGAUCCUGCCUAUGUCCUGAUCCUGCCUGUGUCCUGGAUCCUGAGUCCUGGAUUCUGAGUCCUGAUCCUGCCUGGGUCCUGUGUCCUGCACCCUGCCUGCAGCCUGCCUGAGUCCUGAUCCUGAGUCCUGAUCCUGAGUCCUGAUCCUGCCUGAGUCCUGGAUCCUGAGUCCUGGAUACUGCCAGAGUCCUGAUUCUGAGUCCUGGAUCCUGAUCCUGCCUGCGUCCUGGAUCCUGAGUCCUAAGUCCUGGAUCCUGCCUGAGUCCUGAUUCUGAGUCCUGGAUCCUGAUCCUGCCUGUGUCCUGGAUCCUGAGUCCUGAAUCCUGAUCCUGCCUGAGUCCUGGAUCCUGAAUCUUGGAUUCUGAGUCCCGAUCCUGCCUGAGUCUUGGACCUUGAGUCCUAGAUCUCGAGUCCUGAUCCUGCCCGAGUCCUCAUUCUGAGUCCUGGAUCCUGAUCCUGCUUGAGUCCUGGAUCCUGAGUCCUGGAUUCUGAGUCCUGAUCCUGCCUGGGUCCUGUGUCCUGCACCCUCCCUGCAGCCUGCCUGAGUCCUGAUCCUGCCUGAGUCCUGAUCCAGAGUCCUGAUCCAGAGUCCUGAUCCUGAGUCCUGAUCCUGCCUGAGUCCUGAUUCUGAGUCCUGGAUCCUGAUCCUGCCUGAGUCCUGGAUCUUGAGUCCUGAUCCUGCCUGCGUCCUGGAUCCUGAUCCUGCCUGAGUCCUGGAUCUUGAGUCCUGAUCCUGCCUGAGUCCUGGAUCUUGAGUUCUGGAUCCUGAUCCUGCCUCUGUCCUGGAUCCUGAGUCUUGGAUCCUGAUCCUGCUUGAGUCCUGGAUCCUGAAUCCUGGAUUCUGAGUCCUGAUCCUGCCUGAGUCCUGGAUCUCAAGUCCUGGAUCUCAAGCCCUGAUCCUGCCUGAGUCCUGGAUCCUGAUCCUGCCUGAGUCCUGGAUCUUGAGUUCUGGAUCCUGAUCCUGCCUCUGUCCUGGAUCCUGAGUCUUGGAUCCUGAUCCUGCUUGAGUCCUGGAUCCUGAUCCUGCCUAUGUCCUGGAUCCUGAGUCCUGGAUCCUGAAUCCUGGAUUCUGAGUCCUGAUCCUGCCUGAGUCCUGAUUCUGAGUCCUGGAUCCUGAUCCUGCCUGAGUCCUGGAUCCUGAUCCUGCCUGUGUCCUGAUUCUGAGUCCCGGGUCCUGAUCCUGAUCCCCCCCGCACUCUGCCCGCUCCCCACAGCAGCUCUCAGCUCCCCAGGGGACCCCUCGGCCAUGGUGUCCCCGGCCAUCGCUCUGGCUUUCGUCCCGCUGCUCCUCACCCUCCUGCUGCGCUACCGGCACUACCUGGCGCUGCUGUACCGCGCGGUGCUGCGGCUCUGGCUGCGCGACCGCCUGAGCGGCGUCCCCCGUGAGCACCGCGCCUUCCAGUACCUGCUGGCGCACGCGGUGCCUGGCGACCCCCGGCACGUCCUCAGCACCUUCGACCGCUGGAGCUGCCGCCACGAGCACCUGAGCUGCGUGGGGCCCGUCAAAGGGCGGAUCGUGGAGCGGCUGCUGGCGGAGCGGGCGCCGCGGCGGGUGCUGGAGCUGGGCACCCACCUUGGCUACGGCGCGGUGCUGCUGGCAGCAGGGCUGCCGCCGGGCGCCCGGCUCUACACCGUGGCGGUGGAACCGCGCCACGGCGCCGUGGCCGAGAAGGUGAUCCGGCUGGCUGGCUUCGACGAGCGCACGGUGGAGUUGAUCGUGGGCCCCACGGACGCGGUGAUCCCGUGGCUGCAGCAGCACCACGGCCUGGCCCAGGUGGAUUUUGUCUUCAUGGAUCACCGCAAGUGCUGGUACCUGCGGGACCUGCGGCUGCUGGAGACUCACCGGCUGCUGGCGCCGGGGGCCACCGUCCUGGCCGACAACGUCCUGUUCCCCGGCGCGCCCCAUUUCCUGCAGUACGCCAAAACCUGCGGCCGGUACCGCUGCCGCCUGCACCGCGCCAGCCUCGAGUACUUCCCUGCCAUCCCCGACGGCAUCGCCGAGCUGCGCUAUGCCGGGGAUGGCGACCCGGUGCCCGGCGGGGACACCGGGGUGCACCGGGGCCCCCGUUAA
Messenger RNA from Columba livia (rock pigeon), 2580 nucleotides. RefSeq names its product transmembrane O-methyltransferase homolog. The record is from RefSeq and is a predicted model, not a curated record. The transcript has 5 exons. Gene Ontology annotation, biological process: dopamine metabolic process; developmental process; catecholamine catabolic process. The coding region runs from base 1756 to 2580 and encodes 274 amino acids. NCBI's taxonomy places the organism in Eukaryota, Metazoa, Chordata, Aves, Columbiformes, Columbidae. Gene Ontology annotation, molecular function: catechol O-methyltransferase activity.